AUGUCUGCAGAAGAUUCUGUUACAGAGGUUAAAAAGAAAAGUAUCUCAAUAGAUGGGUCACCGGCACGAGCGUCAUGGGGCAGCCCUUUGGAGUUUAUCCUGGCUUGUCUGGGCUAUGCCGUCGGCUUGGGCAAUGUCUGGAGAUUCCCGUACCUGUGCUAUAGAAAUGGAGGAGGUGCCUUUCUCAUACCAUUCUUCCUCAUGUUGGUACUAAUUGGUCUGCCGCUUUUCUACCUAGAACUUUAUAUCGGCCAGUACACAGCCCUCGGUCCAAUAAAAGCCUUCAGUUCCAUUGCGCCGUUCUUCACUGGCGUGGGCUACUGUACUCUGGUGGUGAUCAGCAUUAUAUCAGUGUACUACAUGAUAAUAGUCGCCUGGACGCUCUUCUAUACUAUCGUUUCUAUCGCUGGGUUCAUUGACUGGGGAUCCUGUGAGAACAGCUUCAAUACAGACUUUUGUUACAGCGGUCAGUACGAUGCGGAUUGUCGAGAGAACAACACCGGCCUCGCUACUGACCUGACGUACUACCUCCGUCAGUGCAUGCCUAUUGGAGAUAUCUGCCAGAUGAACGGAUUCACACCCUACGAUGCUUUAUACUGCCAAGACGGUGAUAACCUCAUACCGUGGUACACCAAUGUGACUAGGACUCUUGCUGCUGAGGAGUACUAUAAUGAAAGAGUGCUUGGUAGAGGUGACGCUACCUGGGAAAAUUGGGGAAGCAUACAGUGGCAUCUAGUUGGAUGUCUCUUUGGUUCAUGGCUUAUUGCAUUCUUCUGCGUCAUCAAGGGAGUACAAUCGGCGGGGAAAGUGGUAUAUUUCACGGCACUUUUUCCCUACGUCAUGUUGACGGCGUUGUUCGUUCGGGGAAUCACGCUGGAGGGAGCGGUCGACGGCAUCACAUUCUACCUGUCGCCUAAUUGGGAAACUUUAUUGGAAGCACGCGUUUGGGGCGACGCCGCCUCGCAGAUUUUCUACUCAUUCGGAGUAGCGUGCGGGUCCCUCGUGACGUUGGCGUCGUACAACAACUUCCGCAACAACUGUCACUUUGACGCGGUGUUCGUGUCGCUCGCGAACUUCAUGACGUCGAUCUACGCCGGGUUCGCGAUCUUCUCGGUGCUCGGCUUCCAAGCGCAGCUCAUGGGUGUCAGCGUUGAUGAUGUGGCCGAACAGGGUCCCGGGCUGGCGUUCGUGGCGUACCCUGAGGCUCUGCUGCAGAUGCCGAUCGCGCGGUUCUGGUCCAUCAUGUUCUUCACCAUGCUGUUCAUACUGGGUCUGGGCAGCCAGUUCGCUGGUAUAGAAGCUAUUAACACAGCCAUCGUGGAUCAGUGGCCGCAGUUUAGGAACAGAUACUGGAUGGUGACGGGGUUCACGUGUACCACGUGUUUCGUGCUGGGGCUGCCGAUGUGCUUCAGCGGUGGCGUGUACCUCUUCACCCUGCUGGACUGGAACACCGCCUCCUGGGCUAUACUGCUUAUUGGUAUCGCUGAGGCCACAGCUGUCUCCUGGAGUUAUGGCAUCAACAGAGCGAUUAAGGACCUGGAGUCGAUGGACAUGAAGUUCAACAAGGUGCUGCGGUUCUACUGGAAGGCCGUGUGGACCGUCACCGUGCCUGUAGCUAGUCUCGGAAUUUUAAUAUUUGUGUUGGCUGAUUGGACGGCGCCGGCAUACGAGGAUUAUGUUUUCCCACUGUUUGCGGAUAUACUGGGCUGGCUCGUCGGCUUCUCCACUCUGAUAUGCUUCCCGCUCGGCCUGUGCUGGGUCUGGUACCAUGGCUAUAGAGGCAAAAGCCUAUUUUCCCCGCUAGCACUAUGGAAACCGGCAGACAAGACGGUGCACGGCCCUCGCUCUGACUCCGUGGUGUCAAUGAACCCCGCUCAUGAAGGAGAAUACGACAAUUUGGGCUAUAUCAUGUAAUAUAAGUUAUAGGAAGAUAGCGCUUAGCAGCUAAUAAAUAGACGCCAAUAUUGUAAACAGACUUUACAAAUACCGUAGACAUGGAAUGGACUGAGAAGGACGGAAA
Messenger RNA from Aricia agestis (brown argus), 2020 nucleotides. Its product is annotated as sodium- and chloride-dependent glycine transporter 1-like. The transcript has 12 exons. Gene Ontology annotation, molecular function: glycine transmembrane transporter activity. Gene Ontology annotation, cellular component: membrane. Gene Ontology annotation, biological process: sodium ion transmembrane transport. The record is from RefSeq and is a predicted model, not a curated record. Bases 1 to 1914 code for a protein of 637 amino acids. NCBI's taxonomy places the organism in Eukaryota, Metazoa, Arthropoda, Insecta, Lepidoptera, Lycaenidae.